AGAUAAUCCAAAAAGUGAAGCAGAUUCCUCCUGAAGACAAAGAACCUUUCAGGCCUCCCAUCUAUGACGUGCAAUGCCAAGAUUAUGUUGUCAAUACAAUGAAAGAUUCUUGGCAUGAAAAACCUGAGAAUCGUCCAGACUUUCAUACCAUUAAAGCAAGACUUCGAAAAAUGCGAGAAGGAAUGAAAUCAAAUAUUAUGGAUCAUAUGAUGGCAAUGAUGGAGAAAUAUGCAUACAACUUAGAGGAACUUGUGGAUGAACGCACAGUCGCUUUAGUGGAAGAGAAGAAGAAAACCGAAGCUUUACUUCACAGGAUGCUUCCCAAGUACGUUCAGUUUUCUUUAAUGACGGCUUUUGCUGAGUUAUCUGUUAGCUAUGGUGUUAAUAAUUAUCCUAAAGUUUAUGUUUUUAAUAUAUCAUCAAUUUGA
Messenger RNA from Stegodyphus dumicola, 428 nucleotides. Its product is annotated as receptor-type guanylate cyclase Gyc76C-like. NCBI's taxonomy places the organism in Eukaryota, Metazoa, Arthropoda, Arachnida, Araneae, Eresidae. The record is from RefSeq and is a predicted model, not a curated record. Gene Ontology annotation, molecular function: guanylate cyclase activity; adenylate cyclase activity; protein kinase activity. Gene Ontology annotation, biological process: cGMP biosynthetic process; receptor guanylyl cyclase signaling pathway; protein phosphorylation. Gene Ontology annotation, cellular component: plasma membrane.